Messenger RNA from Triticum turgidum subsp. durum (durum wheat), 936 nucleotides. The record is from the annotation of a GenBank genome assembly. Lineage: Eukaryota; Viridiplantae; Streptophyta; Magnoliopsida; Poales; Poaceae.
AUGCUUGAUCUCAAUGAGUUGCCUCCAGACCUCAAUGAGCUUCCUCAUGAUAUGGAUCAGCAGCAACCCAGCAUACAACAAGGAAAUUGGACAGAAAAUGGUCGAUCUGUUUACUACACGCAGGCAAGUUGUGAUGGUAACCCUACGGGCCAAGACAAUGUGGCAGGCCAGUCAUCAGCCCGUGGUGCCCUUGUAGUGGUGUCUUUGCAGUCAAAGAGCCAUACUCUUGAUGACACAGGAACCGAGGCAAAUGUUCCUGGUCCAACCAGGACUGAGCUAGGAGCUAGCGCUGUUGACGGAGCUGUGCAAGUAGAAGAAGGAGAGGAUGAGGCUGGUUCUCAACCUAUGGAACCCUAUGUUGGCAUGAGAUUUGACAGCCUUCAAAUUGCUAAGGAUCACUACAACAGCUACGCACUACGGAUGGGUUUCUCUAUCAAGAUGAACACCUCUAGACGGACACCCUGCACCAAUGAAUUGAUAAAACAACAGUUUUGCUGCAACAAGUUCAAGAAGCCCAAAGCUGAUGAUGGAGGAGCUGAGGCUCCUCCUGUCCUGGACCCUAUUCCAGAUCCAAAAUCUGUUAACAGUGAUGAGGAGAUGGAAGAAGAACCUCCAAUAUUUGCUGAAGAGGAGGCUGGUACUAGUAAGAAGAAGAAGAAGAAGAAGAAGAAGAAGAAGAAGAAGAAGAAGAAGAAGCGCAAACGUGAGACAAUAAAGCAGAUUGAAUGCAAGGCGAAAAUGUUGGUGAAGCUCAUAGAUGGGCGAUGGGAGGUGACGCACUUUGUUCGUGACCAUAAUCAUCCGCUCGUGAACAAACCUUCAUUGUCCAAAUACUUGAGAUCCCACCAAGGCAUAUCACCUGAUGAAAAGGAGUUUCUGCGCAUCUUGUAUAACUGCAACUUGACUACAGGUGUGGUGUUUUUCUAUAUCCCUUGA